Molecule: messenger RNA, 555 nt
Organism: Caenorhabditis briggsae
Lineage: Eukaryota; Metazoa; Nematoda; Chromadorea; Rhabditida; Rhabditidae
Exons: 2
Coding region: 1-555 (184 amino acids)
Source: RefSeq, a predicted model, not a curated record
AUGCCGAUGAUUUUCGAAGCUGCUGGUCCGCCGUUAGUCAGCCGUUGGUCAGCCGCUGGUCUGCCGCUGGUCAGCCGCUGGUCCGCCGCUGGUCAGUCGCUGGUCCGCCGUUGGUCAGCCGCUGGUCCACCGCUGAUCAGCCACUGGCCCGCCGCUGGUCCGCAGCUGGUCCGCAGCUGGUCCGCCACUGGUCCGCCACUGGUCAACAGCUGGUCUGCCGCUGGUAAACCGCUGGUCAGCGGGAAAUAUCGAUUGGAAAAAAAAUCAAUAAUUCCAGAAAUUCCAAACCUUCGAAAAUCCACCGAAGACGAUUCGGACGUUGAGGAGCCAGUCGAUACUGAAUACCAAGACCAAUCAGGAGCUAAUUUCACACUGAAAGAUCUGGGAGAUGCCUGGGAUCGGACUUUAAUCAAAAAGUAUCCAGGAAUCCAACAUGAGGCCGAUAUGAAUAAGCGGAAUUGGAAAAAGGACUUGGUCCAAGAUUCCGAUGAGGAGAAGCAAAAUUGGAAAGAGGACUUGGUCCAAGAUUCGGAUAAGGAGAAGCAAAACUGGUAG